Messenger RNA from Diachasma alloeum, 632 nucleotides. Its product is annotated as TPPP family protein CG45057. Lineage: Eukaryota; Metazoa; Arthropoda; Insecta; Hymenoptera; Braconidae. The transcript has 3 exons. The coding region runs from base 78 to 566 and encodes 162 amino acids. The record is from RefSeq and is a predicted model, not a curated record. Gene Ontology annotation, biological process: microtubule polymerization; positive regulation of protein polymerization; microtubule bundle formation. Gene Ontology annotation, molecular function: tubulin binding. Gene Ontology annotation, cellular component: microtubule.
ACAAACUCCAGACCUAAAUCCUUCGUGAAAUAAAAUCAAAGUUCAGAGUAAUUUAAAAGGGAAUUGAAUUUAUAAAAAUGCCGACUCUGGAGGAACAAUUCACCGCCUUUUCCAAAUUCGGAGACACUAAAUCGGAUGGGAAGCAAGUGACGCUCUCCCAGAGUGACAAAUGGAUGAAACAGGCUCAGGUUUUUGAUAAGAAGAUCACUACCACCGAUACUGCUAUAUGCUUUAAUAAAUUCAAGCGAAAAGCGCUGGACGUAGAAAAUUACCAAAAGUUCAUCGACGAUCUGGCGCAGAGUAAAGGCAUUGACCCAAAAAUUAUCCGCGACAAGCUGACGUCGUGUGGUGCACCUGGACUAUCGCACACGACGAAAGUAGUUGAUAGUGAAGCUGUGCGUAAUCUAACGGACACAUCCAAAUACACGGGAGCGCACAAGGAGCGUUUCGACGCAUCGGGAAAGGGAAAAGGAAAAGAGGGCCGUGCAGACACAGCUGCUAAUGACGGUUACGUCGGGGGAUACAAGCAGAAGGAUACCUACGAUAAAUCGCGAAAAUCUAAAUAAUAUUUGCAUUCCUCCAAUUAAAAUAAGUUGACGCACUCUGUUUCGAAAUAAAUUAUCAUCGAGGGC